AAAUACGCUCUGGACUGUAAAAGGCACUGACAGUCGAUGACGUACGUUUGCUCCUUCCUUACCAUUCUCGGCAGGUUCUCCUAACCCGUCACACGUCAGAGCUGUUAGGUUAAGGACGUCAGCGUCAGCGUUAGCUUCGUGGAUAGGGAUGUUAGUAAUUACACGAUCCUAGCGAUUAAGUUGACUAGACUACAGUGAUUCUAUCGACUUGGUUCCUUGUUCGGCGUAGAUUAUGUUUUAGAUGCCGACCAUCAAGUGACAGCAUCGCACCCGUCGGUGUUCGACCGCGAGAAUAAUGACAAGUCCAUGACGAGUUAGGGUUAGUCACAGUUUGUCCACAAUCUCCAGCCAUGGCUUCCGAUCAUCUACGAAGACGGAAACUUGUAGUUAUAUUUUUGCUCAGCGCGAAACGUCCCCGGACUUUCUUAAUUUCUUCAUUCAUUGUCUUCCUAAUAAUAGCCACCCUCGUAUCGCGCGUAGAUUCAUUCUCCUUCCACAUCUCUCAUCAUACCCAUCGACCAACCUCCGUAAAAUACGUCCGAGCCUCUUCACGAGGCUCGUCCCGAACCUCGUCACAACCGUUGCAAUCCUCCAGGCUUGUGCGAUCGCUGCACGAAAACGACACUAGAUGGCCCCCGCCGGUCAUAUCCGUUCUGCAUUUUUCAGGCGCUGUUCCCUUCGAGCCCAAUCCGACGGACCAGAUGUCGCCACGUGGGCUGACGGAGAUGCAAUCGCGGCUUCAUGGAAGCAUCCGCACUGACGGUUAUUACUCCGUGGACGUGUGGAUCGGGUCGCCGCCGCGCAAGUUUUCUCUCAUGGUUGACACCGGCAGCGCGCUCACCAUCGUGCCAUGCGCCUCCUGCUCGCCGUGCGGUGCUCAUAUGAAUCCCCCCUAUUCCCCCGCCGCCUCCUCCUCCUACCUCCCCGUGGCCUGCCGCGCGGCCCCCUGCGCGGGGCACCGCUGCGACCGCCAGCAGCGGUGCGCGUACUCGCGGAGAUACGCGGAGCAGAGCACCAGCGACGGCUUCCUCUCCUCCGACCUCAUCUCCUUCUCCCCUCCCCCUCUCGCGCCCUCCGCCGGCGGCUCUUCCGCCGCCUCCGCCAGUGAGGAGCGCUCUUCCGCCCGCUCCUUCUCCCCGCCUUCCGCUUCUUCCAACUUCUCGUUCUUUUCCUGGUGGUGGUGGCCGUUUUCCCCCUCUCCUUCCGCCGCUUCCGCCUCAUCCUCUUCUUCUCCCCCUUCCCCCUCUGCCCCUGCGCAAGCUUCCUCCAUUUCCUCCUCCGCUUCCGCUUCUUCCUCGUUCUCCCCCACUUCCGCGCAAGUCCAUUCCCCCAUCCCGGCCCCCGUUUCCCCCCUUCCGCGCGUUCUGUUCGGGUGCGCGGAGGCGGAAACGGGCGCGCUAUCCCGCCAGACGGCGGACGGCGUGCUAGGGCUGGGCCGGGGGGCCUACAGCCUGCUGGCGCAACUCGUGGGCGCGCGCGCAGUAGCCGCGGAGGUCUUUUCCAUCUGCUACGGCGGAGGGGGAGGCGCAGCGGAAACCGCGGACAGGGAUCCGCGGGGUGGCGCGGGCAAGGGGGCGAGGCGGUUGGGGGGGGAGCGGGGGGCGAUGAUCAUGGGGCCUGUGGGGCUCCGCGCGCCUGCCGUGAUGCAGUACACGGGGUUCGACCGCAUGCGCAUGGGCACGCCCUUCUACCAGGUGGUGGUGCACCAAUUCCUCGUGGCAGGCGACCCCCUGGCAGUGGAGGACGCGCCCCUGCUGUUCGCGAGCGGGUACGGCGUCGUGGUGGACAGCGGCACCACCUUCUCGUACCUGCCCUCGCCGCUCUUUGAGGCCUUCAAGCGCAGCGUGGUGUCGAGAGUAGCCAGGGGCGUGCGCAUGCUCACGGAUACAGAGCCGCAGUACCAGGGCAUGUGCUUCCGCUCCACGUCUUGGACUGCCCUGCAAGCCUCCACGCUUUCCUCCUUCUUCCCCUCGGUGGAGGUGGUGUUCGGGGAAGGCGCUGUCUACCGGCUGGACCCGGAGAACUUCCUCUUCCAGCACCGCAAGCGCACAGGCGUCUUCUGCAUCGGGGUGUUUCCUAACCCGGACCAGGGGACCAUACUAGGCGGCCUCAUGUUCCGCAACACCAUGUUGACCUUUGACCUGGUCAACGACCGCCUUGGCUUCUGGAAGGCCCCCUGCGACCAGCUCAUGACCUACAUUGUCACACCCGGCGCUCCAGGCUCGGAACCAGGUCUGGAGCCAGGUUCGGAGACAGGUUCGGAUUCAGUCUCGGGGUUGGGGCCUGCCGGGGGAGGAGGGAAUCCGGUACGGAGGGGAAGGGAUCCCCGGGACCCUUACGGAGUCCCAGCCGAGCAGGCUCGGGCAGGCAGAGGCUCGGCAGCAGACUCGGGGCCAGGCGUGGAUGAGACCACAAGGGAUGUGACUAUAGACAGCAGCAGCAGCAGCAGCAGCAGCAGAAGCAGCAGCAGCAGCAGCAGCAGCAGCAGCGUUGUCAGCAAGCACAAGCGAGCUCCAGACGCGGUGGCAGCGGGUAGCAACAGUGACGACGACCUGGCGAUGGUGUGGGCGGUGGCAGACGCCAUGCCCUCGUACCGACCCGUGGACUCCUCCAAGUGUGCGGGGUGCGCCAGCCACGUGGACAUGGAGCUGAGAUUCCCCGUGCUGUCGAGUGGUCAGCUGGACACUUUAGAGGGGCAGCUGACGGACGAACUCAUACGGGAACUGGUGCUGGAGCCAGGGCAGGUUGUGAUCCAGAGUGUGUGGGGCACGAGUCCCAGCGGGGCAGCAGCGGAGAUAUGGCUCGUACCCUAUGCAGGCACCACGUUCCUGCCGGCGGUCACGGUGCAGCGCGUGGAAACCACCAUCCACCAGCACGAAAUGCGCCUCUCUGCCGCCUUCGGGCCGUACAACCUGACGUCCUUCAACGCCCCACCUCCCGACUUCUCGAGCAGCGCUGCUCCAUCUCAGUCCAAGCCGCAAGUGCGCUGGCUGUGGUUCUUGGUGGCCAUCCCGCUCUUCCUGCUCUGUGUUGCUGCCGCUGUCUGGUUCCGGGUGGGACGGAAGGAAGGGGAGGGUGACGUGGCAGGGAGAAAACGCUUUGUGAUGGUGGGGAGGAGGUUGCAGCAGGAGGCAUUGGAGAAUGAGAGGAGCGAGAGGAGUGAGAGGCUCGAGAGGCACGAGAGAAUAGAGCGGUUUGAGCGGCAUAGUAAGGUUAUUGGGAUGACGAGUCAAGAGCCGCGAACAUCGCCUAAACAAGUGGUGCUUGGGUUUGGGUUGAUGAGUGGGAGUGUACAUUGAUUUAAAGAUACAUGUAAAAUGUGCUGCCAAUUUGUAAAGCUACAGGUAGUUAUCAUUGGACUUGUUUUGCUUGAUGAAUUUUUCUUGUGAAGCUUAUCCAUCGAUGUAUAGAUUCACGGGACUGCCUGUAUAUCCUUG
Closterium sp. NIES-67 is the source of this 3437-nucleotide messenger RNA. Lineage: Eukaryota; Viridiplantae; Streptophyta; Zygnematophyceae; Desmidiales; Closteriaceae. The record is from the annotation of a GenBank genome assembly.